Paramisgurnus dabryanus is the source of this 941-nucleotide messenger RNA. RefSeq lists its product as uncharacterized. NCBI's taxonomy places the organism in Eukaryota, Metazoa, Chordata, Actinopteri, Cypriniformes, Cobitidae. The record is from RefSeq and is a predicted model, not a curated record.
CCCGACAGCGUCCUGUGAGCCGAGCUCCGGUCCAGUUUUUGUCAAGAUUAAAUUAGUCCGGCAAGUUUGCUGGGGUCACGGCAAUAAAGCUUUUUUCUUCUCAAAUCAAUAUGUGUUCAAAAGAGUGAUAUAUUUGAAGCACAAAACCGCUGUCUAUGGAGAGGUCAGACCUCGUAAUGGCUUGGCACUAUUUUCUUCCCUGUCAUAUCACUGCGCGCUGCCGCUACCUACAGCCAGCUGGGAGCCGCGCACGUGUCACUUUGUUUACAACUCGUAAAGAGAACGAUAACAUGUCUGACUACAGCAGCGACGAUGACAACAUUGACUUCGACACACAGCCAAAAGGAUAUCUUUACGAACCUGAAUACACAGAUGACGAGUUACGCCAGAUGGAGUUUGAAAGGACAGAAAGAGAGAGGAUGGACAGAGAAGUUGAACAAGUUGAAGCUGCAGCCACAGCUGCUGCAGUGAGACAUCGAGUGGCCGACAAAUGGUGGUGUACUUGUUUUAAGUGUGAACUAAUGCAGACAGAAGUGGAGUCCUACUGCUGCCAUGAAUUUGAUCUCAUCAUGCCACAGAUCCAAGACCUUUCUAUUGAUGAGGACGCCAGCGUACCAGCUUCGGUCUGCAUCACAAAUCACAAGGACUUUCCUGCAAUCCUGAAUGCUGGUGUCUUGCAGACCUUUUUCCACAUUCCGAAAAUUAACUGGAAGAAGCGUCCCAGGCCAGCAGGACCCAACGGUCAGUUGUCCUCAGAACAAUACAGGCUGGUUGCCUAUCGCAUCGUGAUGGAAUGGGCCCUGAAAGGAGAGAAGCUCGGCCUAGGCAACAGGAAAGUUCUUCCCUCCUGUGUAGUGGAGCUAAUAAGAAAAACAUACCCAUCACCAAAUGGACAAUAUGCAGGGUUCAAAGAAUCAGAGGACGCACUGCAAUUGUUUUAG